This is a messenger RNA of Drosophila simulans, 1138 nucleotides long. RefSeq lists its product as uncharacterized. The transcript has a single exon. Bases 65 to 802 code for a protein of 245 amino acids. The record is from RefSeq and is a predicted model, not a curated record. Lineage: Eukaryota; Metazoa; Arthropoda; Insecta; Diptera; Drosophilidae.
GCCAUGCCUGCAAAAUCAGUUUCAUUUCUAAAAGCUGUGUGCUUAAAAAAACUCAACCCUGGAAAUGAGUCAAGAGGAGAACGCAACCACUGAAAAAUUUGUGUUCUAUGAGUUCGCAUGGCCACUUUUGGCAGCCGUUUUCGAGUUGAACCUCUACAGAAUCAUCCUUGAGCUCUUGGCCCACAUCCUGCUGAUCGUAAUAGCCGUGGUGGUGGUCAGGAAGACCUCGGGAAUGGAUGACCACCGCAGCGGCCAGCACGCCCUGUACUCCGUUUUGGGACUGUUCCUGUGCGUGGGUGAAUCUCUGAUGGUGUGCCACUCCUGGUGGUUAGGAGACUUCAUAUCCGAAAACCGGCUCAACCUUCUGCACAUGGUAUUGGGAAUAGUGGGACUUUGGCUGGGACUGGUGGGGAUUUUCUCGAAGAGCAUCUCCAAGAGCAAGACACAUGAGACGCACUUUGUUUCCAAACAUGGAUUGUGUGGCCUGUUGGGAUUCCUGCUAAUCGCUGGGGCCGUGGCCAGUGGGUUCGCCAUGGUGUGCUUCACCCACCUGGCUUUGCACGUCACCCAUCGACUCAUGGGCUUGUGUGGCUUCGUGCUCCUCUCGUGCAGCCAGUGGUUCGCCCUCAAUCUGGGAUUCGCACGAAAGGAGUGGAGCACCUGGAAAAUUAAGUGGCUCAAGAUCUCCACGCUGGGCGCCACCAUUUCAGUGGUUGGCUACGAGUUCCUCUGCCUCUGUGGAGACAUUGUCCAUUUCCUACCCAAAAACUGGUUCCAAGCCAUCGGACUGAAAGUUGAUUAAAUUUUAUGACCAAGCCUUGUGAAUAACUAUUAAAUUGCAAAGCAAUUGAAUUGAAUAUAAUAGAGUAAUUCACACAAAAUUCACAUUUAUAAGAAUCCUAUUCAGCAUAACAGAAAAUAUUAGGAUGAUCAAACGAAGCUUGUUAAUCAAUUCCGAAAGAAACAUUAGCAUACUUUCUGACUUUCAACUGAGAAAUUCCUUGGGAAAAGCACUUUAAUAACUGUGAUUGCUAUAUGGUCAUAUUGCAUUGUACCUAAGAGUUUAAAUAUGUUUGAACAUUGUUAAAUACAAAAUAAUAAAUUCCGUGUCAGAAAUCUCAGAUCUAUUGCAAGACUA